This is a messenger RNA of Bipolaris zeicola 26-R-13, 1179 nucleotides long. RefSeq lists its product as uncharacterized. The transcript is spliced from 2 exons. Gene Ontology annotation, biological process: protein folding. The record is from RefSeq and is a predicted model, not a curated record. Bases 1 to 1179 code for a protein of 392 amino acids. NCBI's taxonomy places the organism in Eukaryota, Fungi, Ascomycota, Dothideomycetes, Pleosporales, Pleosporaceae. Gene Ontology annotation, molecular function: Hsp90 protein binding.
AUGGCACAAAAUGACCAGAACGUGCCAGCGCCGCAGCCUUCUGCGGACAUGCCACCCGCCAUGGCCGAGGUGAAAUCGCAGGCUGUGGACGAUUUGCUCAAGGAGAUGAACCGCAUGCCGCUUUUCAUGACAAGCCUGGAUGAAACAGAUGGUGAGGGUGGCGACAACAUGGCCCUCGAAGCGCUCAAGGCAUUGGCAUAUGAAGGCACCCGUGCUGAAAUUGCAGAAAACUUCCGCCAGCAGGGCAACGACUGCGCAAGGACAAAGCAGUGGUCCAAUGCAAAGGAGUUCUACACAAAGGCAAUAGCAGCCCUCAAAGGCCCGCAGACCCAUCGAGGCUCAGACGUUGCAGGGCCGGGCGUUAUCGAUGACGAGCUGGAUGAGCAAGAGGAGGCAAACAAGGAGAGGUCAAUUGCAGAGGCUGUCUACGUCAACCGAGCACUGUGCAAUUUGGAAAAGAAGAACUUCCGCUCAUGCAUCCAAGAUUGCGUAGCUGCACUUCACAUCAACCCAGCAAAUGUCAAGGCUUUCUACAGAUCUGCCACUGCUGGCUUGGAGUUGAACAAGCUAGACGAGGCUGCAUGGGCCUGCAAUCGUGGACUAGCCUUGGACCCUACCAAUGGACCGCUCAAAGCUCUUCAAACCAAGAUUGAGACUCGAAAAAAGUACGUAGAAUCUGUGGAAAAGGCGCGUCGAGAGCGCGAGGCAAAGGCUGCCUCGGAGCGUGCAACACUGCAACUUGCCCUCAAGAGCAGAAACAUCCUUACCCGAAACACGGACAAGGCGCCAGAUCUAGAAGAUGCAACGGUCAAGCUGGAGAACAGCAUGGAUCCUUCUUCGACACUGACAUUCCCGGUCAUAUUGCUCUAUCCUAUGGACUCGCAAUCAGACUUUAUUAAGGCAUUCUCUGAAAAGGAGAAACUAGACCAACACUUGGACUACAUCUUUCCCCUACCAUGGGACCAGAAGCACGAGUACACGGUGGAAAAUGUAGAAGCGUACAUGGAGACAGCAGCCGGCGGGCUAAUCAAGGUAGGCAAGAAGAUGAGCCUUGGCAAGGUCCUAGGAAGCGGGAAGCCAGAGAUCGUCGAUGGUCUAGUAUCCAUCAGCGUGGUUCCAAAGGACAAGGCUGCCGGCUGGAUCGAAGAGUUCAAGAAACGACAAGGAAAAGCUUCAUAG